Telopea speciosissima is the source of this 720-nucleotide messenger RNA. RefSeq names its product dnaJ homolog subfamily B member 13-like. NCBI's taxonomy places the organism in Eukaryota, Viridiplantae, Streptophyta, Magnoliopsida, Proteales, Proteaceae. Gene Ontology annotation, cellular component: cytosol. Bases 9 to 686 code for a protein of 225 amino acids. The record is from RefSeq and is a predicted model, not a curated record. The transcript has 2 exons. Gene Ontology annotation, molecular function: protein-folding chaperone binding.
CAAGAUGCAUGAGCCGAAUGAGCAACACAACAAGCUCAUCAUUCUCCACUAGCCCGGGCGAGCCAUCGCUUUUGAGAAGCAUGAGCCGACGGAGCAGCACCACCCCUAUUAUGUUCUCCUACUCGAGCGCAAGAACUAAGCCCCCACCAGUGGAGAAGCAGCUUGAAUGUACCCUUGAGGAGUUGUUGCAGGGAUGCACCAAAAAGGUCAAGAUAACAAAAGAUGUCAUUACUAAUACAGGAUUGAUUGUUCAGGAAGAGGAGACACUAACGAUAAAAGUGAAACCUGGAUGGAAAAAAGGAACAAAGAUAACAUUUGAAGGAAUGGGUGAUGAGAGACCAGGAUUUCUACCAGCCGACAUCAUCUUCUCGAUUGCUGAGAAACGCCACCCCAUAUUCAAGAGAGAAGCUAAUGACUUGAUCUUAUCAGUAGAAAUUCCCUUAGUAAAAGCCCUCACCGGAUGCACCCUCUCAAUUCCACUCUUGGGAGGGGAGAAGAUGGUUUUGAGACUAGAAGAGAUCGUGUAUCCUGGCUACAUAAAGAAAAUCCCAGGCUAUGGCAUGCCUAAUCCAAUGGAUCAUGGAAAAAGAGGAGAUCUACAAGUCAAAUUUGGGAUCAAUUUCCCAACUCAAUUGAAUGAUGAACAGCGCUCUGAUGUUGUUAAUCUUCUUCAAGAUUGCUCUUGAAAUCAAAUUUGUUUUCUGUUAAUAUUUCUUUGAA